GCAAAUAUAUUGGGGUUCGUUGGGUGCCUUUCUUCAGUCCAAUACAAUCAUAUAGCACCAUUGAAGGCAGCCCUCCGACAUGCCAGCAUUGCACCUGUGACUGUCCAAGGGACCUUGACAGAAUCCAGCUGUGGCUCCAUGGUAGAAUCUUAUGCUAAUGGAGUGACUACUGUGUAUUCUUCAUCAGAUCCCUUUGGAAAUACAGAUGAGCAUGAGCCUCUCACAAAUGCAAUCCAGAGUGACUCGGCAUUCAUUGGAGGUGUCAUAGCAAUUGUGACAUUUAUUGCUUUUGGUGUCAUUGGAAUCAUGACCCACUUCCUCUAUCAGCACAAGCAGUCACACCAUACCAAUCCGAUGAAGGAGAAGGAAUAUCCAGAAAACUUGGACAGUUCCUUUAGAAAUGACAUUGACUUGCAAAAUACAGUCAGUGACUGCAAACAGGAAUAUUUCAUCUGAGCUUCUAUAGGGUCAUCAGGUCCUCUAUUUUUGUGGAGAUUUCCAUCUCUUUUUCUUUUCUCUUUUCUUUCUUUUAAUUUAGGCAUUCUCUUUCUCUCACAUGCCAUUGAUUUUCUAGAAUACAUGUGCAUCCACCAAGAUCUCCUUGACUCAGAUCAGGAAAUGGGGUAGCUGUGGAUAUUGUACUUCAUUGGUAAAUGUGUCAUUGUGAAAAUGACUACUGGAAACAGAGACUUCACUAUUUUAAACAAGGGAGAGACACAUGUGUCCACAUCUACAUUCUAUGUUUGUAGUCCAGUUUCUAAACUUCACUCUUCAGAUUCUCAGGCACUUGGUCAUGCCAGCUUCUACUACACUUGAGCUCUGUGGUUUUUGCCUUUAACAAUUGUCCCUGUUCAAUAUUAUAUGGUUAGGUACUGUGGCUUUAGAGAAGAAAAGGGAGUGUAUAUAUGAGACAGAGAAAGAUAUUGCCAGAUCAUCUUUUAAGGAAUGUGUUUAUUAGUAAGAAGUUUCCCAAUAGUGUAUGAAAGUAUGAAGAAAAGUAAAUUGACCUACAGAAAUCAAAGUUUAUACUUCCUGAGAGAGGAGGGAAGUUUUGAGACAUUAGACCACAAAGAAAUGUUUCUAAAUUUGGUAUAUUUUGUAUGUGCAUGUGUGCUUGUGUGUAUGUGUGUGUGUGUGUGUGUGCGUGUGUGUGUGUGUGUGUGUGUGUGUGUGCAUGGUUGUGAAUAUCAUGUAUUUGAAAAGUAUCCAAGACAUUCUCUUAAAGUACGGCUGAAUGAGCAAUGAACUCGUUAGUUUGUU
This is a messenger RNA of Rattus rattus (black rat), 1260 nucleotides long. Its product is annotated as contactin-associated protein like 5-2-like. Bases 139 to 456 code for a protein of 105 amino acids. The record is from RefSeq and is a predicted model, not a curated record. Lineage: Eukaryota; Metazoa; Chordata; Mammalia; Rodentia; Muridae. The transcript has 3 exons. Gene Ontology annotation, cellular component: cortical cytoskeleton; membrane.